AUGAGUUUUGUUUGGAGGAAUGUUGUCAAGCCUCCUCCUUUAACAAAUACAUCAUCAACAGGUGCAACAUCAUCAACAACAACAACAGCAACGAACUCCUACGGAACACCAUCCACCCCUCCCCUCAUGAUGGCCAAUAAUAACGGAUCAGUACGAAACAACCCAUCAACCACCACCCCAACAAAUGUUCCGACGACUAGCAGCAAUAGCACAAAGGCUUCUUCUGCAAGAGCUUCUACAACGACUUCAUCGAGUAAUACCGUUGGAUCAACAGCGAAGAGAGGAUCUAAAAAGAAGGAGCCAGAAACAUCAACACCGUUUUUUGCAACAUCUUUUAUACCUUUUCAUUCUGCUUCGUUGAAAGGAAUCACUCCAUUAUUACCUGCCAAACCAGUCAGUCAACAGCCUUUUAUUGCCAUGUCAAAUGCUUCUUUGAAUUCAAUGCCUCCUUUUCCGACUUCAUCAUCCAAACAAGCCUAUGAUUCGGAAGAUGACAUGUUAAGUUAUAGUAGCAACUCGAGUGAUUCUGAUGAUAGUAGUAGUAGUGGAGACUCUGAAUCUUCGAAUGAAGAUUCAUAUGAGUCAUCAUCGUCAACAUCUUCUGAGAAAUUAAAAAAGAAGAAAAAGAAACCCAAGAAAAAGUCAUCCAAGAAAGAGUCUUCCACCAAAAAGAAGACAGAAAAAGAGGUAGCGCCACCAGUGGUGACUGAAAAACCCUCCGAAAAAAAGGAUGUCAAGAAAAUAGCUGAGAAACCAGAAAAGAAAAAGAAAACAAAAAAAAAGGAAACUAAAAAAGAUUCCACACAAUCUGUAGAAUCAUCAGCAAAAACAGAUGAAACGGUUGCAGAAAAGAAAGCUGACAACACAAAACAACCAUCCUCUCUGACAACAACACCUCCUGGAACCACCGCUGUGACCGCAAAUACUGCUACGACCAACAUUUCGACAUCGACCUCAUCAACAACAUCAGCCACAUCUACAACAAAACCAGCAAAAAGAAAGUACACUAGGAAAAAAGAUAAAGAGGCAGCAGCAUCCAAAGAUCAGGAUGCCAACAAGGUAGAGAAAGAACCUUCUCCUGCAAAAAAGAAGCGAAAGGCUAAAUCCAAAUCAGAAGCUGAUUCUGCAACAGUCACACCUACCAAAAAGAAAAAAACAAAGGCAGCUACAGUUGUCACGCCUCCCAUUGCCUCCACAUCUACCAGCAAUGCCACCUCACUGAGAGAGACUACAGUCAACAAUACUCCACAAGUAACGAUCUUACCAAAAUCAACUCCAGAAAAAAAGCAAAAAGACAGCAAUAUUUAUGCAACAGAGGACGAUGAACGACUGUUCAUUAUGGACAGAUACGAAUUUCAGCAAUCAAAAUCUUUGAAAAAGAUCGAAGACCCACCUUUUUUCUCUAAAAAUUAUAGCCAUGAUAAAUUACGAGAUGACAUUUACGGAUUACCUUGGUGCUUCGUCAAAGAAUCAGAAAUUAAUGGCGCAGAAAAAUCAAACAAUUUUAUUCCCAAUUCAUAUUUGGAGCAUGUUGUAAAUGAACAUCACAAUAUUUUUUCUGAAGAUGUUGUCGACAAUGACAUGGACGAUGAUAUUGAAAUGAAAGCUGCAAAACAAGAAAAUGAUACUAUUUAUGAGCCAGUAUCCAUUUCAGGGUAUGAUUGUUUAAUACCUGUGGAGCUCAUUCAAAACCCAGAAUUAUUCAAAACAAUAUUCAGUAUGAACACAUGGAAUAAUGUAUUGAAGGAACACCAUAGAAUGUACCUUAAACAAUUUUUACCUCCCUGCCUUUUCACAAACACUACCAACCAUAUGAUAGAUCAUUCACGAGCAUCAUCUUUAAAUGAUGACACUUCUGGCACCUCCAACCAAGAAACAUCAACUUCAUCAAAUGAAAGCAAUCAUAGCGAGAAAAGGCACUUUGACCUUUCUGAAUCUCGAGAAGAGGAACUUCAUGAAUGGCAACAACUGAUGAAUGGAUCGUCAGUACGCCACAAGAAAUCCACAUUCUCCUCUCGCGCCAAUAAUGACCAAAUGAUUUCUUCACACUCUUCACAACUUGUUGGAAAUUCCAUUACCCUCAAACAAAACGAACCUGAGAUAUUCACAAGAACUCUUUCUCAACUCUUCAAUCAGACACCUCUCUUAUUUAAUCAACCCAAUGAUACCACAAAAUUAAUUCAAAGUAUCACACGAGGAGAAAAUCAUCCUGCUGUACAAAUAGAAAAGCAACAAAUGAGAUAUCUAAAGUCAAUUAAUUUACGAUUAGAAUAUCACCUUUAUGUGGAAUGUGAGCUAAUGGCAAAACGAAAACUAUCUGCUCAACUCAAAAUCAAAAACCUGAACUUGUCUAUGCCUGCAUUUCUCAUGAAACCAACAAAGCAAACCACUCUUGCGAUUGCAGAUCAGAAACGAAGAAUGGCUGAAAGAAAUAACAAGAUACCAAUUCCUCAAGCGCCUUCAUUGUUAUUGGAUCAGCAAGGAGGGUCCAUGGAACCACCUUCAAGCAGCUCUUCAACAGCCAACACCUCACAACAGCAACAACAGCAGCCCGUUAACAGCCAAAAAGACCAAUCUCAAGCAACAGGUGCCACCAACAACACAUCAAAAGAGACAGAUUCAAAAACAUCAGCUAAAAACACCCAACAAACGUCCACACUCACACCAGUGGUGAAAGAACGAAAAAAGCCAGGUCCAAAGCCAAAAAAGAAAAAGGAAGGCGAGCCUGUCGUAUUCGAAUUUGUAAGCUUUAAGGUGUCUGGAAAUCCUCCUCCUGAAGAAAAGGAAACCACAACUAAAUCGAAAAAGAAGCAAAAGUAA
Messenger RNA from Naegleria fowleri, 2820 nucleotides. RefSeq lists its product as uncharacterized. Bases 1 to 2820 code for a protein of 939 amino acids. Lineage: Eukaryota; Heterolobosea; Eutetramitea; Acrasida; Naegleriidae. The transcript has 2 exons. The record is from RefSeq and is a predicted model, not a curated record.